Molecule: messenger RNA, 492 nt
Organism: Aspergillus viridinutans
Lineage: Eukaryota; Fungi; Ascomycota; Eurotiomycetes; Eurotiales; Aspergillaceae
Exons: 3
Coding region: 1-492 (163 amino acids)
Source: RefSeq, a predicted model, not a curated record
AUGGCGGGCGCUGACUCCCUCCGUGGAAGAGAUUGGAUUCACUUUGGCCUGCGAAUCCUCUUCUGCGCGUCUGCCAUCGCCCUUCUCGCCGUCACAGCCCGCCUGGCAACAACAGGCUGGGGAGAGGACCGCCCGAUUGUGCUUCCCAUCACUCUAGCCACCGCUUCUCUGGCAACCGUCACAGACCUGCUCGCUCUGUUCUUGCUUUUCCGGUAUAUCGGCUUCAUCACGGCGACGGCCAUCCUUGACAUCCUUGUCCUCAUCCUCUGUGGUAUCGGGGCGGCCUCCCUCGCAAUGAGGGACUUUGCCUUUUACUGGGGUCUUGUCUAUCAUGAGUACCCGUCAGUUGCGGAGCAGGCAGAGGUUAUCGUCUUUGCUUUGAAUAUUCUUGUUGCAUGGGAGCGGAUCAUGUCGAUUGUUUUGUGCUCUGUUUCUCGCAGGGGGCGAUUGGUGGAUGUGGACGCUAAGGAGGUGCAGGCGCAGAGCAGUUAG